Molecule: messenger RNA, 1578 nt
Organism: Diuraphis noxia (Russian wheat aphid)
Lineage: Eukaryota; Metazoa; Arthropoda; Insecta; Hemiptera; Aphididae
Source: RefSeq, a predicted model, not a curated record
GAUCGUCUCGUGCAAUAGUAAUAAUAUUACUAUUAUUAUCAUUUGUAUUAUUAUUAUCGUCACAGUCGGCUGUAGUGGUCUGUCUUAUCGUUGGCACCGCAAAGACACUAUAGUACCUACCUACCACYGAAUGUCGUAUACAAUUAAAACAUAUUAUAAUAAUAAAAUWAAAAAAAAAAUAAUAGUAUAAUAUUCGUUUUUCGUAUAAUGAUAUUUAUUUCGGCCCGGUGACGGUCUCCAUCAAAUUUUCUCUCGACGCGCUGAUAAUUUCGCGACCAAUUCACUCCAUACUUCUGCAGAAUCGUACGACGACAAUAUUAUAUAAAACUAUUAUCAUCGUUUAGCUGUUAGUGUGUUUGUCGAAUUUGUACUGCGACUUGCGGUGUCUAAUCAAAGUCAUUCAUAACCACAMACAGACGUCAUGUUGCCGCGGAUUUUGGUGGCUGUUCAGGUAUUGCACGCCCUCGUGUUGGCUGAAAUCCUGAAACCCACCUGGCACCAGUAUUAUUACCCGGGACAUCAYGCUUACGGUAUACGGUAUUUUGAAAAGCUGGCUUCGAUGCGAGAGAACUUCCAGAAGGGAAUACCAUACAACAAGUUUAAGGUGUAUAAUUUCGAAUUUAUCGGUUUGCAGAACAUCGUUUGGGAACGAGUGGACCCGGGCAAAGCGGACAAAGAGAUGGCCAUGAGGCGAAUGGGCGAGGUGCAGACGUACGACAUGCACCUGAGGCCCAAAGGCAGCACGUUGCAUUUCCACGACGUGACGCCCCUGGACAAGGGCCUUUACAGGUGUCUGGCGUCGUCCGUGGACAGACUGACGGGUGAACCACAGACGGUGUUUCAAGACACUGACUUCUAUCCGGAUGUGGUCUGAGCCAAACGUUGCCCKCUGAUCAACCCUAGCUGAGGAACACGACAAUGAUGGUGACGAUGGCCACAGCUGUUUUGCAAGCGAGUGGCGAGACUGACAGUGUGACUCGUAUCGUCCUAAUAUAUUAUAAUAUGUAAUACUAUUAUUGUUAAGAUUCUGCUGUAGCGUCACAUACGUUGUAUUAUUUAUACUGUUUUUGUUAUAUCUAUUGCUAUCAUUAUUAUUAUUAUUAUUAUUAUUAUUAUUGAUAUCGAGAUCGUGAUCAUCGUCGCAUUACCAAAAAAUUCAGGGGCUGGUCUAGUAAUCAAAUAUUAGCGAGGGCCCAGACUCAAGAUGUGCACCCAUAUUAUGUAUAAUUCGUAUAAGUAUAGAUAAUCGUUCGUAGCUAUAUUAAAUAAGUGAUUAGCCACCGACAUAUAGAGUUUUGUAGGCACUGUUGAAUACUGAAUACGGAAUACUAACAUAAUAAUAUACGAUUUUACAUAAAAUAAUAUGUGGUAUAAAAUUUUAUCUAGAUAAUAUCAUAUAAUUUUACGAGCACGUAAAGUAUAGGUACCUACCUAUAUAUAAUAUGAAACAGUAUAUCUUCUGAGGGUGCCACCUCCAUAACCUGAACCACUAUACGAAUAUUGUGUUAUCGUUUACUCGAUAGUAUAAAUUUAUGUUUGUUAGACGAUUAAAAUAGUAGUGUCCGUUCGGUAACCACG